Molecule: messenger RNA, 1687 nt
Organism: Marchantia polymorpha subsp. ruderalis
Lineage: Eukaryota; Viridiplantae; Streptophyta; Marchantiopsida; Marchantiales; Marchantiaceae
Source: the annotation of a GenBank genome assembly
CCGAAGCCAUGCAUCAGGCAGAUCAUGGCUAGCCCGAUCCUGCAGCUUUGUUGGAGGAGGAGGAGUAUAAAUGCAAGCACUCCGUAAAACGAUAUCAUCACCGGCUCAUUCAUCGAGCCUAAUUGAAUUCUAUUGCAACGACAGCCAUCACCAGCUGUUCAAGCCGGAAAAGAUGGCCUCGACAAGCGUCCUACUGAGCAAGACCAUUUUGGCGAGCGUCGUGCUUUUGGCAACAGUAUGCGCAUGCACUGCGGUGAGUCCCCACGCAGCUGGUCUGUCUGAGGACUUUUACGACAAAAGCUGCCCUCAAGCAGCUUCCAUCGUCGACGCCUACGUCACCAAGUUCCUCGAGAAGGACAGAAACUUUGCUGGUGCCUUCAACAGGUUACAGUUCCAUGAUUGCUGGGUUGGGGGCUGCGAUGGCUCUGUUCUCUUGAACUCGACCGAAACCAACCAAGCGGAGAGGGAAGCUCAUGUCAACUUCGGCCUCAGAGGAGUUGCAGAGAUCGAUGAAAUCAAGGCUGGUCUAGAACACUUCUGCCCAGGCGUUGUGUCCUGCGCAGAUAUACUCAUCCUGGCUGCUCGUGAUGCCACUGCCAAGGUUGGAGGCCCAACUUGGUCCGUCGCUUUGGGUCGCAGAGAUGGAGUGAAUUCCUCAGCCUUGAUGGCUGACACAAAUCUACCAUUCCCUGUGCUCAACUUCAGUGGGCUCGUUGCUAACUUUGCCGCCAAGGGGUUCGGUGCCAGAGAAAUGAUCACACUCUCAGGUGCACACACUAUCGGUCAGUCUCACUGCAAUGGGAUCCUCCCUCAUCUCUACAACUUCACGGGAAGGGAUGAUGCCAAUGACACCGACCCAGCAAUGGAUAAGAACUUUGCUGUCUUCCUCAAGAAGCUUUGCCCUCAGGGUAACAGGACCAACACAAUCUUCAUCGACUCCACAGCCAACACGUUCGACAGAGCCUACUACAAAAAUGUGCUGCAGGGCAAGGGAAUUUUCAUUACCGACUCCACCCUCAUAACCAACCCUGUAGGCAAGAAAGUCGUCACCAAAUUCUCGAAACCUGGCUCCAGCUUCUUCACAGAAUUUGCUGCUGGCAUGGUGAAGAUGGGAAACCUUGGCGUACUCACUGGCACUGAGGGUGAAAUCCGCAAGACAUGUCAGUUCGUAAAUUAAUAGGUCCUUCCAGAGACUCGAGACGUUUUAGAUCAGUCCAAGUAGAAAGAGGUUGGAGACUUUAAGUCUCACAGCAUUCGUGACAGAUUGAUAGAAUAGAUUAAUUCAUUUAUUCAUUUCCAGAACAUCAGAAUAAGCUCCAUUUGUAGAGUCACGACGAUUUUGCCUUUCUCUGGUGUUUGAGCCUCCUCCAUUACAACUCAUACCACCAAAAGUAGGGAUAGAAUGUACGUCAUUCUCUACAACUGCUGCAAACUGGAGCGAAGAGGUUAGAUCAGAGAGGUUCCAGACUUUGGCCAGGAAUUGUCAAAUGUAAGUUUCUCCCGAGACUGAACCUGUUCAAAAGAAGCAAUAAAUUGGAUCGAUACCUGAAAUACUCCAUCAUUGAGUUUUGUUAAUUUUGCCUUUCGUGUUCUGAAACUCAUCCAAUUCAGGCUCUUGAAUAUCCGAUGGCGGUGGUUCAGAAAACCUCGCAGAGUAAAGUUACUUCACUCUGCGAUGUCUUCUGUC